Saccostrea cuccullata (small rock oyster) is the source of this 1326-nucleotide messenger RNA. RefSeq lists its product as uncharacterized. The record is from RefSeq and is a predicted model, not a curated record. Lineage: Eukaryota; Metazoa; Mollusca; Bivalvia; Ostreida; Ostreidae. The transcript is spliced from 3 exons. Bases 285 to 1082 code for a protein of 265 amino acids.
AUUGUGGUAGCGAUCCCCGUAAAUGGCAAAUACAACCAGUCAACCAAUCAAAAUAUGAAUAAACAUAAUGUAUGCUGUUGGGCACACUCUAGGAGGCGGGGCUUAAAUUAAAAGGUACAACUUAGACAUUGGAAAAACCAAAAUCCAGAAAGUCAGAUCACUUUGGCACGUGGAAUAGUCCACUGGCGGAAGAUCUGAUCGCGUGGCAUUGACGUCAUCAAGGCACGAGGCAGAAGAAAGUGAACAUAUAUACAUUCAGUAUGCAAAGUGUUAUCUAAAUCAUCAUGGAAUAUCUGAAAAUAUCUUUGAUGUUUCUCUUAUAUGUGGUGACUUCAUGUAGUAAAACGAUCCCUAUUCCAUCUUUCAGUAAGCUGUUAUAUCAUUAUCCAGGCUAUAAACACUUUGGAGGACGCUAUUCCCACAAAAGAAUCAUUCAUACUAUAGGAUGCAAUAAAACAGACCUUUUACACGAUACCAGCGCACUGCGUAUAUCGUUUGCAUUUAACAAGAUAGGAGGUGUAUACUCUAUUGGUUAUACCCCCAUCCAUUUAUCUAAACAUGGCAAAGACAGUGUAUCUGGAAGAGACAAGCGGCAGUAUUUGUUCCAUCCCUUAGCUUUUGGACCGUACAUGGCAGACAAAUAUGGCUAUCCCAGCAUCUCAGUGUUACAUGACAAGGAUCCGAUAGCAACAAAAAGGAAAUUCUGGGGAAAACAGGGAAUUAUGGAAAUAAUAACAUAUACCAAAUUUGGAAAUAAACCUAAGGGACACAUUGCUCUGUGGAAUUGUGACCGUCUUCAUCAGACAAAGGACUGGAUUUCAAAACAUACGCUUCUGACCAUCCAGUUUUGGGAGGCACCAGAUUCCAAUUGUGAAGAAAAAACUGUCACCAAUGCUAAGAAAGUACAACCUUAUCGGUCCAAGACCAUUGCUUACAACACUAAACCUUAUCGAAACCAGAACUGGAAAACAGUGAAAUAUGACAGUCUGAGACUUAGAGCCGAAAGCAAAAUGUACAAAUAUAAUAACAUUCUCGGCAAAAGUGCUCAAAAGCAUCACACCUAUCUACACAGGAAAAUGUGAAAAUAGAGAGAGAGAGAGAGCGAGAGAGAGUGAGUGAGAGCGCUAUGUUUACUGCCUCUAUUGUAUAGUCUGGAGCAUUAUAAUGUAUCUGGAGAACCACAAGGAGACAUUGGAUUUAUCAUAUGUACCAUACUGUGUUCAUGUUUACAACAUAAAACUGAUUUAUAUUUGUAAUUUGUAUAUACUAAGUUUCUGAAAUGUUUACAAUUGUUAUUUUUUUUUAAAUAAACGCUGUGAUCUGUAA